ACGUGUGGAAAGGUGCGCGUACGGCUCGGCGCGGCAGGACGAGGAAGUGAGGCCGAACCGACAUAUUUUCGUGCGUGUGUGGAGUGUGUCAACAAUGGACGAGUUUCGCUUUUCCCAACUGAAAAGCCAGGCGCCGUAGGAGCCGCUCCGCGGUCUUUGCAUGCGCUCCUGUGCGCCAGGGAAGGCGCGAUGCCGGCGGCACCGUGGCGCGGCGCGGCGCUGCUGCUCUGCUGCGCGUGUUUGUGCGCCGCUCUGGAGCAGCGAGGCUGUAUCCUCGGUGAAGUGGGGAAGCCGGUGCUGCUGCCCUGCCACCCCAACUUGGGGAGACUGUCGAACUUUUCCGUUGAGUGGAGGAACCACGACGAGGCCGUGUUCAGGUCGCUGUGGGACGGGGAUGGGAACGUGGAGACGUGGAGCGUGAAUUAUGCCAGGAUUCCCACAGACGCGGCGGCCACUGGGAACUUCUCCCUGGAGCUGCCGUCAGCUCAGCCCAAACACGACGGGAGCCGAUACGGCCUGUUCCUGCUGUCAGGGGAGAACCAGAGCGCGCCUCUGUGUACCAGGUGUCUCAGGGUCGCAGCCAGUUUUAGGAUCCCCGAGGUGAGGAAGGAAGAAUCGUCCUACCUGUGUCGGUCCUGGGGGGGCUACCCCCAGCCUGUCGUCUACUGGCUCAUCGACGACAGCCGGCAGCCCCCCGACGGCGCCGUGACGACCCGGGCCCAGGCGCUCCCCGACUCCCAUCUGUACAACGUCACCAGCCGGCUGACCGUCAACGUUUCCAAAGACGACACCGUGUCGUGCACCGUCACGAAUCCGUCCACGAAUGAAACCCUGACGGCCAAACUGGGAGCCAGCAGCAGCGGGAGACGCGCGUCGCAGGGCAUGUGGAUCUUCAGCACCGUCCUGUGCGUGGUGGUCGCCAUAAUGGUGCUUGCCGGGAUCUACUAUCAGCUCCACCUGGACAAGAUAAGCAAGCGGAGGAAGAAGGAAUACGUGGAGCCACGGAGAGGUCGACGAUAUCAGUACAAGCAGGCGACCGAGGAAAUGAUGCCGGAGCCAAAAGAGACCGACGUGUGAAAGAAAAGGACAAGAAAAAAAAGUUCAUCUCUGGAUCCACCGCCACUUUUUUAUGAUCAGUCCAAACAAACAAACAACAAAAAAAAGCACCGACAUGUAAAUACUUCUUGAGUCAUUGUGUUGCAUUUUCUAGAUGCUUAUCCUAAGCUUGCCGUCUACUUUUUUUUUUGUUCUUAAAUGUGCCGGCUGAUUGAUUCCAGUCAGAAAUGACAAGGACACUAGUAGCCUGGCACAUUCUGUUCUUAAUGAGAACAUGCGUCUAAUUUCCUCUUACUCUACAGGAAGUGAGGAAAAAUGGAUUUUUGAUGGUGAAGUCCAAAGAUCGGGCGGCUAACUCCAUAAUGUAAUGCUGUUACUGGUCACUUAUUGGUGUUUUGGGCGGUCAUCAUCCUGUUAAAGCACCAAUUUCCUCUUCAGUAUAACGCUGGACCACCACCUCCUCCUCGAGUAUUUGGAACCGAUUCCUGGUACCCAACAAACAGACCAGAUGGUGUAGAAUGAGAAGUUUCCACAUAUUGUGAUCCCAAACCCCUCAUGAUUAUAGUGUAGUGUAACUUGAAUUCAAAGAUUGGGGUUAAUUGUUGGAAUUAUUUCUCUUUAGCAAACCACAAAUUCUUCUGAACGUUUUUUUUUUUGCCCCAACUCUGGGACAUUAUUGAUGCUUUUUGCAAUAAACGUGCCUUCACACAGACACUGUUUAAUUCUUACAGCACUCAAAGGCAACAGAAGAAACUUCCCCCAUCAACAGCUGUGAGUUUUUUCCAUUGUGACUAUUUUUUAUCCUUCGAUUGGAUUGCACGUUUUUCAUUUUGCUUCAAGGUUCUGGUUUUGGUUCAUGCUGUAAAGCAUUUCAAACCAUGUUGGCCGCAUAGUUUACGUUUUUUUCCCGCUUUCACCCAAUCUGCCUUCAAGUCGAGUAAAAGCCCUUCUGUUUGUUCAGGAAAUGAAGAAACUCACUGGAGCCCAAACUAAUAUUCUUAUACUAUGUCACCACUGCUGAUUUCUAUUAAAUUAUUUGCCUUGUAGAAAUAUAAUUUCUAUAAAAAAAAACUGAACAAAGCGCUGGCUAACUUUUAUGUUGAACACAGCCGCAAAUGUUCUUAGGGGCAUUGCGGUACUUUUAUGUUUGGCGCUACUGUUAGCCAUGGAGUUUAUGCAUGUCUUUAUUGUGUGUGUUGUUCUUCGUUAUUGAAGCACUUUAAAUUGUCCGUAAACAUUUUAAAGUUCCCUUAAUUUAGAGAGGAUGCUUUCUAAAUAAAGCUUGUCUGUUUUAAUCAAUGACACGCCUCCAUAAGUGAAGGUUUAUAAGAUAUUUCCCGUUUUUGUCUACAUUUUAAAGCCACAAGGGGCUGAAGUAAGGAUUUAUUCUGACCACAAACAGGUGCUUUGGUGACUUAUUAUUAAAAAAAACGGCUUUCA
Messenger RNA from Xiphophorus maculatus (southern platyfish), 2496 nucleotides. Its product is annotated as ICOS ligand-like. Lineage: Eukaryota; Metazoa; Chordata; Actinopteri; Cyprinodontiformes; Poeciliidae. Gene Ontology annotation, biological process: cell surface receptor signaling pathway; T cell costimulation; negative regulation of T cell proliferation. The transcript is spliced from 5 exons. Gene Ontology annotation, cellular component: external side of plasma membrane. The annotation marks the transcript as partial. The record is from RefSeq and is a predicted model, not a curated record.